Messenger RNA from Beta vulgaris subsp. vulgaris (sugar beet), 3558 nucleotides. Its product is annotated as fatty acyl-CoA reductase 2, chloroplastic. NCBI's taxonomy places the organism in Eukaryota, Viridiplantae, Streptophyta, Magnoliopsida, Caryophyllales, Amaranthaceae. The transcript has 9 exons. Gene Ontology annotation, molecular function: alcohol-forming very long-chain fatty acyl-CoA reductase (NADP+) activity. Bases 1367 to 3205 code for a protein of 612 amino acids. Gene Ontology annotation, biological process: long-chain fatty-acyl-CoA metabolic process; suberin biosynthetic process. The record is from RefSeq and is a predicted model, not a curated record. Gene Ontology annotation, cellular component: intracellular membrane-bounded organelle.
UACAUUCGUUAGUUUUAGCUUUAGAAUUCAUAUUCAAUUUAGAAUUAUUGGUGAAUUUAUUCUCUUGAUUCUUCUACUUGUUAAUGUGUUUUAGUAUUAAAUGAAUUUUUGGUGUGUGGAAAAGUACAUAUUAGACUUAGAUUUAAGUAGAAAAAUAUUUCAUAUAUGUAGGUGUGUCAGUAAGAGUACUUGUAGCAUGCUUUUCAUCAUUCAAUAUACUCCCUUUAAAUAAAUGAAACGCUUCUCUAUUUUAUAUGAAAGUUUUUGAGAGAAGCGUUACAUUUAUUUUAGAACGGAGGAAGUAUUCGUUUUAUGUGUUGCUGAAUAAUAUCCGAAAGGGAAACUAUUUGAACUACAAUGUUGCUGAUUUGUACUGUGUAAAUCAGACUUUCAUACAUCACAGUGACCCUGACAUAAUAUUCAGAUUUCAGACUAAUAUAUGUGUCUUAUUUUGACACUCUUGGAUAUGUGUAUGUAUCAACUAUGUAGCACAAAAAAUGGUUGGAGUUCUGGAAACGAAAAUGCGCCCUGUAUUAGAAAACCUGAGUGCCAGCCAUUUAUAGGUUUCAUUAGCACGAAAAUGGUUGGGUUUCGGAAAUUGGAAACCAAGUAACUUAAGUUAUAACCGUAUAACUCAAAGUACGAUAUGGUUUAUUAAUAUGAUGAAUAUAUUGCAUAUAUACUUAUUGAUGGAUGUAUUGAUGGAUUUGAGAUCAUAUGAAUGGUAUUAUGGUAAUGAUAUUUGCAUGAAAUAGAUAUUGUUGUCUUCUAGUUAAACCACCAAAAGAUAGUUUUCUUAAGCCUAAAAUUGUCGAAUUUUGAGGAAGAAAUGCAGCAUCCUUUGAAACACAAGUUCAUUUGGUAAACAAUUUAAUUGAAAAUCUCUAUUUUCUUGGCCUCCACAACCUUUCUUCUCUUUAUAAAACUAGCAUUAUUUAUGAACAAAAGUGUGAUGAUCUAUGGGUAAGAAAAUACUAGAAAAAUACAAAGUUCCGCCAUCUAAGCCAUUGGUAUGAAUUGUGUGAGGGAGGCAAAAAGAGAGCCCUUUGUGUUAAAGUGAAUCUAAUCUAAUAGCAAAUUACCUAACCUUCAUCCUCUUCACAUUUAAAUGUUUCAAUCUCUUCAUUCCCUUUUUAUCACAUCUAAAUCAUUUCUAAUCUUUUAUGGACUUAUACAUUAGUUUGUUUACUUGCCUCUAUACAUUUGUUUUCUUUAUCAUAUUUUGGUUUAAUUUCAGUUCUGGAAGUAAUUAGCUAAGAUUUAAAACCCACUUCUUAUCAGUUACCAACUUUUUCUCCACCUUUCCUUGUUUGUUUACCUUAAUUUUUCUCCUUCUAACUUUCUUAAUUCAUUCCCCCCCCUAUUGAUGAUGGGGGCUUUGCUCCGGAAUUCUUUCACCAUUGAUCCUAAAGGGCUCGAAUUGUCCCAUAAGAAUCAAAGAUUCUUGGCAAAGACCAAGAAAAAAGAUUUUAUACAUUGUCAAAGUGGAAGAAAUGUAACAAAGAGCGACAAAUUUGCACCGGUUUUGCCUGAAAGAUCAACCCCGAAGAUUCCAAGUCAUGGCACAACUAUAAUAGAUUCAAGUGGCGGCUUGGUAAUGAGCCCAAAUGGGAAGAAUUCAGGUGAUCAGAUUUUGGUAAAGGACCUGACACCGCCUUACAAUGGAGUGUCUACUACUUUAGGUCAAGUCCAAGAAGGGAUUGGGAUUGUCAAGUUCCUCAGAGAAAAGACUUUCUUUGUCACUGGUGCAACUGGGUUUUUAGCUAAAGUUCUUAUAGAAAAGAUCCUAAGGACAGUGCCUGAUGUGGGUAAGAUCUAUGUCUUAAUCAAGGCAAAUGACAAAGAAGUUGCAUUGAAGAGAUUGAAAAAUGAGAUCAUAAAUACAGAGAUUUUCAAGUGUCUCCAACAAAUCCAUGGGAAGUCAUAUGAAACCUUCAUGCUAAGCAAGCUUAUCCCAGUGGUGGGAAAUAUUUGUGAUUCUGAUCUUGGAUUAGAUGAGGCGUCGAUGAGUAUGAUUGCUCAAGAUGUAGAUGUUAUAGUAAAUUCUGCUGCCAACACAAAUUUUCAUGAAAGGUAUGAUGUCGCAAUUGAUAUCAACACCAGGGGGCCUGGCAGAGUAAUGUCCUUUGCGAAAAAGUGCAUGAAGCUUAAACUUUUCCUGCAAGUAUCCACUGCUUACGUGAAUGGACAAAGACAAGGGAGAAUUAUGGAGCGCCCAUUUAGGAUAGGAGAGAGCAUCACGAAGGAAAAUCUUGUAAAUGGGAAUCAACCAAAUUCUAGGCCUAAUUUGGAUGUUGAGGCUGAGCUGAACCUAGCUUAUAGAUCAGCAGAAGAUUUUGAGGAGAAUAAAGUCGCUCAAAAGAUGAAAGAGUUGGGUCUAGAGAGAGCAAGGAAGCAUGGUUGGCAAGAUACAUAUGUGUUCACCAAGGCUAUGGGAGAGAUGUUGUUGGGUAGUAUGAGAGGAGAUGUUCCGGUGGUCAUCCUUCGGCCUAGUGUCAUUGAAAGCACAUAUAGAGAUCCAUUCCCUGGAUGGAUUGAAGGCAAUAGGAUGAUGGAUCCAGUAGUGACAUACUAUGGAAAAGGAUUAUUGUCUGGUUUCCCAGUUGACCCAAAUGGGGUGAUUGAUGUUGUUCCUGCUGAUAUGGUGGUUAAUGCAACAUUAGCUGCAAUAGCAAAGCAUGGAAUGAGCGGGAAACCAGAAAUAAGUGUAUACCAAGUAGCUUCAUCAGUUGUAAACCCUUUGAUCUACGGAGACUUAGGCGACUUGCUUCAUCAAUACUUCACACGAUGGCCAUGCCUAGACACGCAGGGAAGACCAAUUAAUGUUGAGCCCUUUAAGUUCUAUGGAUCAAUGGAUGAUUUUUCUUCUCAUAUUUGGAGAGAGACCGUACGUUACAUCAGUUCGUCUAUGAUCCCAUCACCUAACGGAAAACAGUCGAAGAAAAUCGAAAAUAUUUGUAGGAAAGCUGUAGAACAAGCUAAGCACCUUGCCAGUGUAUAUGAACCAUAUAGCUUUUAUGGUGGAAGAUUUGAUAACAGUAGCACGAGUUCGUUGAUGGAGAGCAUGUCAGACGAGGAGAGGAGGACGUUUUAUUUCGACGUUGGGAGCAUAAACUGGACAGAUUAUAUUUGCAGUAUCCACAUUCCAGGUCUAAGGAGGCAUGUUAUGAAGGGAAGAGGGCAGAGUGCAGAGCAGCCAACUUAGUAGUACUAUUAAUUAUUUUUCCAUCAUUGCUUGUUAAUUAAAACCAAAUCCUUUUGUGUUAAUUUUCAAAAAUAAAGUUAAUCUACAGCCUAUUGUUACAACAGUUUCAUGGUUUAACUUCGAUUCGUCGUCGAUUUGAGGGAAUAAAUGAAAAGAAAUGAACGAUGUUGCCUUGAAUAUACAAAAUGUAAUUUUAUCAAGUAUGUAAUCACAAACUCUUCAGAGAAGGGUUUAUAACUUAUGUAUCAAGAGGAUUGUAGUCAUGUAGUAAGUUUAUAACUUGUAUUUAUAAAUUUGGCGUUGUGUUACAUUACAUCAUAUCAUAUGACAUAUUACUACAUAUGUUUCCUUUU